Molecule: messenger RNA, 4288 nt
Organism: Diceros bicornis minor
Lineage: Eukaryota; Metazoa; Chordata; Mammalia; Perissodactyla; Rhinocerotidae
Gene: POLG2
Product: DNA polymerase gamma 2, accessory subunit
Exons: 8
Coding region: 1773-3077 (434 amino acids)
Biological process (GO): mitochondrial DNA replication
Cellular component (GO): mitochondrion; cytoplasm
Source: RefSeq, a predicted model, not a curated record
GCCAGGAGAGGAGAGGUCUUCAUGAGACUUCAUUUAAAUUCUGAUUAUUAAACUGAGGCUUUAAUUGGUGUUAAUGCCUCAUCCUAAAAUGUAAAACAAACUAGAAUUUGCCUCGGGGGGGGGGGGGAUGGGGAGUGGUGUUUUUAGGACUAAUACAUUGAAAACUGAUUCAGCCUCUCUAGUAACUGAAGAGUUUUCAAUAGCAUGGAUAGUCAAAUUCAUUAUGACUUUUAACUUAUAAGAAGCUUUUGGGGUAGGUUGGAGUAUUUAUUACAUAUUUUACUGUUUAAUGUCUAACUUGGGCCUUUAAUUUGUAAACAUUUAUUGAAAUGAUUGUGGGGCUGUGGAAAACAUUUACCUAUUUACCUUUGAAGUAAGUUUUUAAAAACAGUCCACUUUUUAGCAUGUGUGUUGUGUCCAGCCUGUGGUUGUCUUCACUAAUAAAUGUGAUUUUUCUCCCCAUUCUCUCUUUUAAUUUAUUUGCGUGUAGGCCUCUCCUGGUGUGUGUUUCCUGAGUGUGGAAAACACCAUGUUAAUAAUGCCCAGUUUUGCAGUUGACUAACAAUUGCUUUCCAACAACAGUUUCAUUUUCUAGUUUCUCUUUUUACAAACUUGAGCACAUGUCCUUGUAUAGAAGGGUUUUCUGAGCCUCUCACAACACCUUACACAUGAUGAAAAAUUUUAGCUGCUCCUGUGUUAUGUUAACUCAAUUGCUAAGCUAUUACCCUCUUUUUAUAAACUGCCCUUUCUUGGUAGUCUAGUGGAAUCUAGUAGCUUGUUUCUUUCACCUGGAUUAAUCUUCAAGUUUUCCUAACCACUUUAAGGGAAGUUAGAAGUAAGGAAUCAUGGGCUUUGAAAUCAACCAUUUUCCUCAGUCGAGUGUACUUUUUUUUACUAUUUGAGCAAUUUUCUUAAGGGCUCUAAGUGUUAAAAUACAGAUAAAGUCACAAGCCUGCUAGGUAAUCAUGGAUCUCCAUUGUAAACAGGUAAUCACACAAGGUUGCAUAUUUUGAUAAGAACCUUUAGAAGGAUCCUCUGGUAGAAGACCUUACUAUAUGCUAGUGGUUCGCAGUGUGCCUCCACAUUCACCUGGAGGGCAUGUUUACAAUGCUGGGCUCCUCGCGGCGGUUUGUUUCUAGUGUUCCCAGUGAUAGGUACUGUUGGCCACCCUCUGGCCGAGGACUGCCGUUUGAGAACCACUCCAGUAUGUGUAGGAACCGUACCCCUUCCCCGUCACAGCUCACCCCACACUCCCAGGAGAACUGCUGUGAGUAGGCAUGCUGGCGGCAGCAUUUACCAGCUUUACAACGAAGGCCUGGGUCUCCAAGCCAUCAUAAAGAAACUUGUUAAAAAUGGGAACCAAAGUUUCUUUUCGUUAACAUUUAAGAUUGAGAAGGUGUAUUUAAAUGGUGAUUUGGAGAACACCGAAGUAUUUUGAUGUCCAUUAGGAAGGAAAGUAAAGCUGACUCAACGGUGGCUGAAAAGUAAAUGGGAAUGACCUUUACCCGUGCUGAUGAAGUCAGAUGAAGAACAAUUUGAGGGUACCAGGCUUGAUUGAGGUGAGAAAAGGCGCGAGCUGCCCUCCUCCAUGGCUGGCGGGGAAGGCCCGCGGCGGCCGUAGCCGGAACAGUGACGUGCUUCCGUGGGUGGGGUCGGCCGCGCGCACGGUCACUUCCGUCGCGCCUGCGCAGUUGGCUCUCGGGCUCUUAGCGUUGUGGCGGUUUAUUGGGAUCAGCCGUCUAAUAGACUGUGCUCCUUAACUGACGAGGGCGAUGCGCUCUGGUGCAGCCGUCAGGGCCUGCCGGAAAGUCUGCAGGUGCCUGUUGUCUGGGUUUGGGGGUCGAGUAGAUGGGGGGCGGCGGGACCGGUUGAUGGAAGGGAGUAGCUCUCUCGGAGGGCCCCUGACUUCGCACGAGGAGCUGCCGCGGGGUAGCGAGCCGAGAGAAGCCCCGGAGUCCGGUGGCGAGGGCAGCGAGGCGCUGGUGGAGCUCUGUCAGAGAAGGCAUUUCCUCAGCGGCACCCAGCGGCAGCUUAGCCGAGAGUCUCUUCUGAGCGGGUGCCACCCCGGCUUUGGCCCGUUGGGCAUAGAGUUGCGGAAGAACCUCGCGGCGGAAUGGUGGUCCUCGGUGGUAGUGUUCAGGGAGCAGGUCUUCCCGGUGGACGCCCUCCACCAUGAACCAGGCCUUUCGCUGCCCGGGGACAGUGCCUUCAGGUUAGUUUCUGCGGAAACGCUGCGCGAAAUCUUGCAAGACAAAGAGCUGAGUAAGGAACAGCUAGUAGCAUUUCUUGAGAACUUAUUAAAAACUUCUGGGAAGCUACGGGAGAGCCUUCUUCACGGUGCCUUGGAACACUAUGUUAAUUGCCUGGAUCUGGUAAACAAGAGGCUACCUUUUGGCCUUGCUCAGAUUGGAGUGUGUUUUCAUCCUGUUUCUGAUACUAAGCAGACACCUGAUGGUGUUAAAAGCCAAAGAAUCGGUGAGAAGACUGAAGCUUCACUGGUAUGGUUUACUUCAGCAAGAACUGCAAGCCAAUGGCUUGAUUUCUGGUUACGUCAUCGACUCCUGUGGUGGAGAAAGUUUGCCAUGAGUCCAUCUAACUUCAGCAGCAGCGAUUGUCAGGAUGAAGAGGGACGAAAAGGAAACAAACUUUAUUACAAUUUUCCCUGGGGAAAGGAGCCAAUAGAAACCCUGUGGAAUUUAGGAGAUCAUGAACUUUUGCACAUGUAUCCUGGAAAUGGGUCUCAAUUACACGGCCGAGAUGGACGAAAAAGUGUGAUUCCUUCUGUUUUAUCUGUACAUGGAGAUCUAGACCGAGGCAUGCUGGCCUACCUCUACGAUUCUUUCCAGCUAACAGAUAACUCCUUUACAAGAAAGAAAAAUCUUCAUAGAAAGGUACUUAAACUUCACCCUUGUUUAGCCCCUAUUAAGGUUGCUUUGGAUGUGGGAAGAGGCCCAACAGUGGAACUAAGACAGGUUUGUCAAGGGCUAUUUAAUGAAUUACUAGAAAGUGGAAUUUCUGUGUGGCCUGGUUAUUUGGAAACUGUGCAGUCCUCGUCGGAACAACUGUAUUCAAAAUGAUGUCAGAAGAAAAGGACGUUUCUAUAGAUCAAGCAACUAAUGGUUUCAUCAUAUAUAAAAUGAAGGGGUGGUACUUGAACUUUCCAGUCCUUUUGGGUUCUAAAAUCCUAAUCUUUGAAUCACGUGGACAUUAUCAAGUUACAGUCGUUCUUUAUAUGGUAAAGGCUUUAUUGUCCCAGGAUGUUUUUAUCCAAAUAUUUAUUUAUUAAGUGCCUACGAUGUGUUAUGUACUUUGAUACAGCAGUAAACAAGACAGAAAAGUUUCCUGUUCUUAUACAGCUUGUAUUCUAGUGGGAGAAAAUAGACAAUAAACAAGUAAAUAGAUAAAUAAGAUCAUUUCUGAUGGAGUCCUACAAAGCAAAGAAACAUUGAGAUAGUGUGACUGGAUAUGCAGAAAGAAGGCCAGUGUGGAUAUAUUCAUUUAUUGCUGAACUGGAAACUGCAGUCAGCCCUCCAAAUCCCUGGUUCUGCAUCCACAGAGUCUACCAAACAUGGAUCUAAAGGCCUACAAUGGUUGUGUCUGUACUGAACACGUACAGACUUUUUUUCUUGUCAUUAUCCCCUAAACAAUACAGUAUAACAACUAUUCAAUACCACUUGCAUGUAUUAGGUAUUAUAAGUAAUCUAGAGAUGAUUUAAAGUAGAUGGAAGGAUGUGCGUAGGUUAUAUGCAAAUACUAUGCUACAUUAGGGACCUGAGCAUCAACAGAUUUUGGUAUCCAUGGGGUGGGGGAGUGUCCUGGAAUCAAUCCCCAGUGGAUACUGAGGGACAACUGUAUAAGUUAGCAUACUAAGUUAUAUAUUAAGCAUGAUUUUGGUAUAAGUUGUUAUACACUGGAUCUUUAUUAUAGUAGUAUAAUAAAAGACAUGAGUCUAAAAUAAUUUUUUUUUGGAUUGUAUCCAAGUACCAAAAGGCUGAGGUUAUUCUGAGUUUCAUCCAUAAUAUCACCCCAAAUGAUGGGUUGAGAUACCAGUGUUUAUUUCUCAGUUUUAUUUUCUUUUAUGACUUUUCAGCUGUUACAAUAAGUCAGAAACUUUCUGAAAAUUUUCCUUUGAAUAUGAUUCAGAAACUUGAAAAAAGGUUUUUUUGAUCCAGCCCUCAAGCUAUGCCUUUGAAUUUUGUGACUCUUGAAUGUGGCAUGGACUCUAAAGUGAUUAAAGCUAGUAAUGUGGUGAAUUUACAGAUUAUAUUUGUGCUCAUGUAUUUUGUUU